This is a messenger RNA of Oryzias latipes (Japanese medaka), 1595 nucleotides long. RefSeq names its product LIM/homeobox protein Lhx8. The record is from RefSeq and is a predicted model, not a curated record. Gene Ontology annotation, cellular component: nucleus. Gene Ontology annotation, molecular function: DNA-binding transcription factor activity, RNA polymerase II-specific; RNA polymerase II transcription regulatory region sequence-specific DNA binding. Lineage: Eukaryota; Metazoa; Chordata; Actinopteri; Beloniformes; Adrianichthyidae. Gene Ontology annotation, biological process: regulation of transcription by RNA polymerase II; forebrain neuron development; neuron differentiation.
GAGGACGCGCGAGCGCCGCAGAGGAAAACCUGGUGCUGCCGCGUCCGGGACUCAGAUAUGCGCUGGAAAAGUGAGGCGAAAGUUGAGUGUUGCGAUGUCAAAGGCAGAGAGCGCGAGUCUCUGUCACCCGAUGACCAGCUUUUCGUCAUGUGUGAGGACUGCAAAGGAGACGAAGAGCUGCUCAGCAAAUGCUCGAGGGAGGCCAGACGCGACAUCAUGGGCGCACCGCUGGAGGUUCUGGAUGAGGACGCCGCGUCCCCGCGGGCCAUGGCCUCCGCGCCUUUGCACUGCAGGAGCGUGUGCGCAAACUGCAACGAGGAAAUAGUGGAUAAGUAUUUAUUAAAAGUUAACGACUUGUGCUGGCAUGUGCGCUGUCUGUCCUGCAGCGUGUGCCAGACUUCACUUGGCAGCCACGCGAGCUGCUACAUCAAAGAAAAGGAGAUUUUCUGCAAACUGGAUUACUUUCGAAGAUACGGCACCUGGUGCGCGUGCUGCGGCCGGAACAUCCAUUCCACGGACUGGGUUCGCCGCGCCAAGGGGAACGUGUACCACCUGGCCUGCUUCGCCUGCUUCUCCUGCAAGAGGCAGCUCUCCACCGGGGAAGAGUUCGCACUGGUGGAGGGGAAGGUGCUCUGCCGGAUCCACUACGACUGCAUGCUGGACAACCUGAAGCGGGCCGUGGAGAAGGGAACCGGAGUGAACAUGGAGGGAGCCGUUCCCACGGAGCAAGAGAUCAACCAACCCAAACCUUCCAAGAGAGCCCGGACCAGCUUCACCGCCGACCAGCUGCAGGUGAUGCAGGCUCAGUUUGCUCAGGACAACAACCCUGAUGCUCAAACUCUGCAGAAGCUGGCGGAGGAGACGGGCCUCAGUCGCAGAGUCAUCCAGGUCUGGUUCCAGAACUGCCGAGCACGCCACAAAAAGCACGUGAGUCCAAACCACUCCUCCAGCAGCCCCAUGACCUCCUUGCAGUCCGGCCGGCUGCCUCAGUCCACCCCCAUCCCGGAGGAGUUGCAGUACACGGCGUACGGCGGCUCGGAGGGGUCCAUGCUGUCUGCCCUGCACUCCUUCAUAGACAUCCACUCUUCUUCAACCAUCUUUCAACCGCUGCUGCCGGCCCACACCAUGACCUCCCUGCCGGUUUCCCACGCCUGAGCUGGACUCUCACGUGUACCCACCCCCACACACAGCAGCCUCCUCACUCCUCCGUAGAAGCACCACCAUUCCGACAUCCACCCUGGACUCCAUUUAGUUUUCUUUCUGGACCGUCAUUCCUCUUUCCGUGUUUCUGUUUUUGGUCACAAGGUGAUAGUUGGUUACCAUGGUUACCCCUUCCAUACUGUACCGUCUGAUGUUUAUCACAGAACUGUGGAGUUUUCCUUUCUUCUGUGUGUCGUUAGAGUUUAAAAAAGUCGGCGUGAAAGGCGUCAGAUAUAAACGUCCAUAUGAAGGUGAACUUGUUGAAAUGACAUUGUUGCAAUUUAAUUUAUUGUAUGUGAAGUUUGUUCGAAGAAUAAAUGUCUAAUUUCCCAAAGCUGGGAUGUGAAGGAGCAAAUAAAUGAAAAGACUGAAGAUAUGAUCUGGAUUUAGGGUUA